Messenger RNA from Ogataea philodendri, 2190 nucleotides. RefSeq lists its product as uncharacterized. Gene Ontology annotation, biological process: regulation of ribosomal protein gene transcription by RNA polymerase II. Gene Ontology annotation, molecular function: protein binding; DNA-binding transcription factor activity; sequence-specific DNA binding. The record is from RefSeq and is a predicted model, not a curated record. NCBI's taxonomy places the organism in Eukaryota, Fungi, Ascomycota, Pichiomycetes, Pichiales, Pichiaceae. The transcript has a single exon. Gene Ontology annotation, cellular component: nucleus. Bases 1 to 2190 code for a protein of 729 amino acids.
AUGACGCCGACACCUUUAAAUGAUGAUCCGAUCAGUGAUCUUCGGGAUCACGAAGCUGAUACAACGAAAGCAUCUCAGGGAAUUUCCACGCCGACACAGUUACCGAUGUCUACUCAGUCUCUGAAAUUCAAAUCUCCAGACAGAGCAGAGGGAUCUGAUAACAUUCAAGCAUAUGCAAUGUUGGAUUUUGAGAAUUUUACCUUUUAUGUGCAAACGAUGCAAAUAUUACUUGGAAGAUUGGUUGAAGGAGAUACAAGCACAGACUCUUUGGACGUUCAUCUUGGACAACAGAAGGCCAUUUCUAGAAGACACGCAAAAAUAUUCUACAACUUUGGUAACCAACGGUUUGAGUUAUCUGUUGUGGGGAGAAACGGGGCCUUUGUCGACGAUAUGUUUGUUGAAAGUGGGGUCACUCUCCCUUUGAAGGACAAUACGCGAAUACAGAUUGGGGAAACGAGGUUCAAGUUUAUUUUACCAACAGACGAAACCGUUUCUAAUUCGAAAAACGGGAAGCAGAUCAAACCAAUCAAUCCAUCAGAUGCAGUUAGUUUGAAAACAUCGUUUUCCAACACCCAGGAGAAUAGCAGCGGCAGCUCGAGAGAAGGUUCUUUGACUCCGCAGCAUAUGAAAGGUGCCGAGACCAAGUCUGCGCCUGUUCUCAAGCUCGGGGACGAUUUUGUCAACGAGCUUCGUGCAAAUGCUGAGGCCUCGGUUGUGAAGCGAGAAGAGGCUGCCGCAGCUGCUGCUGCUUUUGCAAGAGAUGGUACCUCUUCUCCAAUUCCAGACAGUCUGAAUGCCUUUGCGGGGCGCUCUCAGCAGUUUAUUCAGUCUGCCAAAGACCGACUCAAGAAACCUUUGAAGCCGGUUAAGAAAGUUUACAAGCCGGAAGAAAUUCCAGAAGAGUACCGAACCAAGCCGAACUUCUCGUACUCGACGCUCAUUGCAGAGUGUUUGAGACAAAAGGGCACGCAAAAAGGAAUGUCUCUUUCUGAGAUCUACAAAGGAAUCCAGGAAUUGUAUCCUUAUUAUUAUUAUUGUCCUGAUGGGUGGCAGAGUUCGGUCAGACACAACCUUUCGCUGAACAAGUCAUUCCGCAAGGUGUGCAAGGAAGGAAAGGGCUGGCUUUGGGGUCUUGACGAAGAGUAUUUUGCUGAGAAGGAACGGUUGAAGCGCAAACAGAUCGAACUGGCCAAUAUCAAGGCCACACAGCAUCUGCAGACGCUUUCCCAGCAAUUCCAACAACAGCAGCCGCCUCGUUCCAGUCCCGAAACGUCCAGUUCUCCUGCAAACGAGACGAACACCCCGGAAACAAAUUCGGGGUCCAAAUUGUCUGGCGACACAAAGAAAGCCCUAUCUUAUCUUCAGAAAGAGCUUAUCCGUCUAACCAAAGACCGCAAAAUGUACGAUAAAGAAACAACCACCCAGAUCCUGACGCAGGCGCUCGCAAUGACCAUUGCCCAGGUGAACCAGGCCGCAAAGAAUGCAGGAAUCCAAGGGUUCCCAUUGGUGACCUUGAUUGAUAAGAACCCUGCCCAUAUCACCAAGAUUUUGUCUGCAGCAUUGAAUGCUGCCACCAUCCAGGUGACCAAGAAGAAAGGACUGACUCCUCCCGCAAGCACGCCGCCGCCGGCUCCUCCUGCUACCAAACCCGCAGAGCCUGUUCCGCCGCGGUCGGCUGCCCAACAGUUUGCCAGACCGUCGCCGCAGGUCCCAAAGCCUCUUGCGUCUUCCAAUUCUAUCAAGCCGAUUUCAUCCAUCCAAGCGGGAAACUCCUCGGCGCAUCCACCAACGUCUCAUUCUCCUAUCCCAUCGAUAAGAAAGCCACAAUACUACGGUAAGCCUUCGUCUGUGGUUCCUCCUAACGCGAAACCUGUUAAUAAACCGGGACUCCAGAAACAGACGAGCUACGACAACGAGAGCAUCCAGCUACAAUUCCAGAAAUUCUCGCAUCCAACACCUCCUGUCACUGCAGUUUCGAAAAAUAAACCAGAGCUGGAAGACAUGGAGCUCAAGAUGAUGUUGGAUAACAUGGACACCGACAAGGACACGCCGAAAGAACUUGAUCUGGACAACUUUUUGGCUCAGCAUUCUCAGGAAGUCGACUUCGAGACCAGAAAAAGAUCAUUGGACACUCUAGACUUGACCAAAGAAGACGAACCCGAAUACAAGUCUUCUAAAGUUGAGCAAUAA